Molecule: messenger RNA, 324 nt
Organism: Paramuricea clavata
Lineage: Eukaryota; Metazoa; Cnidaria; Anthozoa; Malacalcyonacea; Plexauridae
Source: the annotation of a GenBank genome assembly
GCACUAACCACCGCCUACAUGAAGCGUUACACAAAAUCGUUCGCCGUGACAGAGCCCUGCCCCAAAUCCUGGUCUGCAAACGAAGCCCCCUUGGACGUGUGUACCACAAUAGUUCCAGUGCCAAAACAGAAUGUACACCUCUUCGACGGGGACGGCGGGGAGAGUUUUGUCGGGGAAGACGACGAGGAGCUUCUGAAAGAAAUGUGCACCCACCCGCAAACCAUCCGUUUCAGAUUUCCAUUAUGUGAUGCGCCCGAGAUUCGAACGGCAUUCAAGUUUAAAAACCGCCGCGGUGACCUGUUUACGAGCGUGGGCACAGUCGAA